This is a messenger RNA of Drosophila kikkawai, 1517 nucleotides long. RefSeq lists its product as uncharacterized. Lineage: Eukaryota; Metazoa; Arthropoda; Insecta; Diptera; Drosophilidae. The record is from RefSeq and is a predicted model, not a curated record.
AGGCAGAAGCGGCGACGCAUGCGCAGACGAGGCAGCACCAAGUGCUUAAGGAAUGGUAAACCUUACCUGCUCCGUCAGUUCAGGUUGAGCGCUCGAGUUGGUCGGUUCGCGUUACCAUUGCCAUUGCCAGAGAUCACGGAUCACAGAGAUCAGAGGGCUCUUCCAGUGGAUACGAUACUACCCGUGUGCCUAGCUUUAAAUCCAUCAUCGGUCGUGAAGUGUGAAGUGAAAAGCCAAUUCGGACCCCAGAAACGAUAUAAGAACGAGAGUGCCUCGAGUGCUUCAGUACCAAGUACCCAAGUACCCAGUACGCCCCAAGUACAGCCAAUAACCCAACAAGAAACCAUCGACCAUCAACACACACUGCUACAAAAUGGAAUACCGGUGCUUAAGUAGAAGUUCUGUCAAACACCUAACGGCUCUCUGCGUCAUCAGCAUCGCACUCACCUGCGCAAACGCGGCACUGUGGCCGAGUUACAGCAGCACCGAUGACGACGCGCCCCUCAGCCGGUGUGCCGGUGGGCGUGGCCUGAAGUACCUGUCCGGCGAUGCGCUCACGGACUCGCCCGACUGCCUGGGACCCAACAAUGCGCCGUAUCCAAGCGCGGCCGUGGCGCGCACCUUCUCCAACUGGAACGGAAACUCGCGACGUGGCCGCCAGAGCAAAUUGCCCAGCACGCUGGACCCCGCCAUAACCACCAGUGCUCUGCUGCGGGCCUACGACGAGGUGAAUAACGAGGCCGUCGGAAGCAGUCGCUACGGUCGAUCGCUGAAGAACGCCUCGCCGGAGCAGCAGUGCAAGAGCGAGACACCGGCGCGACUGUGCAAAACGCGCUACAACACCACGGCGCCCAUGUAUGGUGUUAGUCUCACCUCCGGCCAGCCGGUGACCAUAGUCCAGAAGUUCCCCGAUCUUCUCCAGCAGGUGGUCUUUGAAGUGUGCGAGUCCUCUGAGUGCGACGUGGUCCGGGGAGAGUGUACGCAAACCUACGUGCCUUACUUGUUCCUGGUCAUUCCCCUUGGCCCGGUGACUCUGACUGGCCAGGACUAUGUGCUGGUGGAGAGCGGAUGUGUGUGCAAGCCAAAAUACUCGACGGGCGCUGCCCAGGAGCCCAACAUGAUACCGUAGGCGGGGGCGGGGUCAACAAAAACACCCCCAUCCACCCCACCAGGAACAACAACAACAACAGCAACCAAAAGAACUGAGCGAGUUUUGGGUCGUAGCGGAGCGGAGCUGAGCUGGGCUGGCUGGCUAAAUUAAUGUGUACUUAAACGAGGAAUUAUUUUUUGUAGCGAAAUCAAUUUUGCAAUGUUAUUUAAUGUUUUCCCCAUCUUCUCAUUUUCUCCUCCUUUCAUCCCCCCCUCUCAGCUGUAUAAAAUUGAAAUGGAAUUUUGCUCGAAAAAUAAUCAAAUCCUAAUGUUAAGUCUAAAUUUAAACAAAAUUGAAUUAAUGCCUUUGUGCAUUUGUAGUGUGUAUUUAUUAGAACCCUUAAUUACGGCAUUCGAAAAUGCAAAAU